UGUCUCUAUAAUGUCCCACAGUGAGUUUUGAGUUCUUUGAUAUUCAAAAUCCAUGGAGUUGCUAACCCCUUCUCCUCCUCCUUCUCCAACUCCUCCAAAUUUCCCUUCUGGGUUUUCUUCAAUGGCCAGUUUCCGACGUGGAUUUUACAGGACAAGCCAAAUCGUUGCUCCUCAAUCGAGAGAAGUUGUGGUAGAAGAAGAAGAAGAACAACAAGGGUCUAAAGUAUUUGUAGCUGUGGGUAAAUAUGUUGACAAAGGUGUUGCUUUGGUUCAGUGGGCUUGUAAGACAUUUGGGAAUUCUGAGAUUUGUAUUCUUCAUGUUCUUCAACCUUCUCCAUAUAUACCCACUUUGUUGGGAAAAUUGCCAGUUACUCAGGCUAAUGCAAAAAUGGUAGCCGCAUUUCGAAAUGCAGAGAGAGAAGAGGCUUGGAAACUUAUAUCUCGUUAUUUGAGUGUAUGCUGCAAAUCAAAGGUUAAAGCAAGUGUUGCUAUAGUUGAAUCAGAUCAAGUCCUAAAAGGAAUUCUGGAUUUUGUCAACAAGCAUAACAUCAGGAAGCUUAUAAUUGGGGCUAUACCGGAUUGUGUGAAGGUUAAGAAAAGCUCCAGGAAAGCAAGUUAUGCUGCCACAAAGUUCCCUACAUUCUGUGAAAUAUUCUUCGUCUACAAAGGAAGAUUAAUCUGGAGUAGACAACCUCCUGAAUGCUCAAGCUUCAUUGCACCUAUUUCUCCUAAUACUCAAGCAGGGGCUGUUGAUGUAUGCGGUUUAAGAUCUCAGUGUCUGAAGUCUUGCAAGAAUGAGGUUAUCCUGUUCCCAGAACGUGUUCAGUCAAGCUCGUCUAGGGACCUGGUGUCAUCUGGAAUAAAAAAAUUAGUUCUUGAAGCGGGGAUUCCAUCACAAACUGAUUUACGGUUCAAGGAUUUUUCUUCUUCCAGCAGAAGCAAUCUGAUCAGUGUUCCUAGUUUAUCUAUUUCAACAAGCUCUAUUCAUGAUAGCAGUUGUGUUUCUUCUGCUGAACAAAUGGUGCCCCCUGAUGCGGAGAUGGAAAGUUUAUACAAACAGCUGGCAGAAGUCGGCACAGAAUUUGAAUCAUCAAGGAAUGAAGCUUUUGCAGAGAUUAUGAAGCGCAAAAAACUGGAAGCUGAAGCUGAAGAAGCCAUCAGAAAGAUAAAAGCAUUUGAAUCUGCUCAUGCACAUGAAGUUGAACUGAGGAAGGAAGCUGAGGAUGCUCUGGAAACUACAUUGCUGGAAAAAGAAAAGCUCUUGAUGGAGAAAAAGGAGAAAACUUAUGAGCUGUGCAAGGCCAUGAGAAAUAUAGCCCUCCUGGAUAGUCGUGCACAGGAGGCCGAUCGACGGUGUGAAGAGAUUGCUGGAGAAUUGACAUUGAUUCACUCCUCCAUAUCAACUCUCCAGCAGGAGAAGCAGAAACUUCAGCAGCAAAAUAGUGAGGCCAUGCACUGGAUUAAUUCGUGGAAGAAUCGUGGAAAAGAUGGAGGACAAAGUGCAAGUGACUUGGCUGAGUGCUCUGUAUCACUUGGGUUGGUUGAGUUUUCAUCCUCCGAUUUGCAGACAGCAACAUGCAAUUUUUCUGAGAGCUUCAGGAUUGGUCAGGGAGGAUAUGGUGAUGUGUUUAAAGGAGAACUCUCAGAUAAAACUGUAGUCAUUAAGCAGUUGCAUCAUUAUAAUAUGCAACAGCCAUCACAUUUUUUUGAACAGGUGGAAAUUCUAGCUAAGUUACGUCAUCCUCAUCUGGUCACCUUACUUGGUGUAUGUCCAGAAUCUUGGUGCCUUGUUCAUGAAUAUUUUCCUGGCUUGAGCCUCCAAGAUCGCCUCUUUUGCAAAAACAACACUCGUCCCAUGAAUUGGAAGAUGCGAGCACGAAUUCUUGCUGAAAUUGCAAGCGCACUUCUGUUUUUGCACUCUUCAUACCCUGAAAAGAUUGUACAUGGGGAUCUGAGGCCUGAGAAUGUGCUCAUUGAUUCUACAGGCAGCUGUAAAAUAUGUGAUGUCGGCAUAUCUAGUCUGAUACCUAAGCAAGUCCUACGAUGCCCAAGUUUCAAUCGCCUUAGUGAACCAAAGGGCCUGUUCGCCUACACUGAUCCUGAAUUUCAAGAAACUGGAGUUCUGACACCUAAAUCGGACAUCUAUGCACUUGGACUUAUUAUCCUUCAAAUGCUCACUGGAAGAACUCUAGCAGGACUAGUGAAUGAAGUACGCAGGGCAGUCUUAUAUGCACAAUUAGACUCUCUUUUGGAUUUAUCUACUGGAGAAUGGUCUACAUUUGUGUCAAGGAGGUUAGCAGAACUGGCAUUGCAAUGCUGUGAAUUAAACAGUAGGGAUAGGCCUGAGCUGACAUCAUCUCUUGUAAUGGAACUAAAGAACUUGAAUGAGUUGGAAGAACAAUCAGUGCCCUCCUUUUUCUUAUGUCCGAUUCGCCAGGACAUAAUGAAUGACCCCCAGGUUGCUGCAGACGGGUUCACAUAUGAAGGAGAGGCCAUUGAAGGAUGGCUGGAAAGUGGUCAUGAUACUUCUCCAAUGACCAAUUUGAAACUAAGCCAUUUGGAGCUAACUCCCAACCAUGCCCUGCGACUUGCUAUCAAGGAUUGGCUCUGCAACUUAUAAAUCCUCAUAUAGUAGUAACAAUAGUGUAAAUCGAUAUAUAUGUAUUUGUGGAGCCUAGGAUACAAAAGGUAACCUAAGAGCUAGUGUAACAAAUACAAGGAAAAUAGCCCCAUCUCAUAGAUCUCUAAUACACCAAAAUGGUAAGACUCCGUGUUGAUAACAUGAGUAGAGGAGAACAUUGCAAUUAUCUCGGAGACAAUGUAGUAGUUAUAAAUUUUAUAGACUGAUUUUAUGUGCUCUUGUUGUU
This is a messenger RNA of Solanum stenotomum, 2867 nucleotides long. RefSeq names its product U-box domain-containing protein 33-like. Gene Ontology annotation, molecular function: ubiquitin-protein transferase activity; ATP binding; protein kinase activity. The transcript is spliced from 7 exons. Gene Ontology annotation, biological process: protein phosphorylation; protein ubiquitination. Lineage: Eukaryota; Viridiplantae; Streptophyta; Magnoliopsida; Solanales; Solanaceae. The record is from RefSeq and is a predicted model, not a curated record. The coding region runs from base 53 to 2620 and encodes 855 amino acids.